Habropoda laboriosa is the source of this 5136-nucleotide messenger RNA. It is a transcript of the gene eIF5B, whose product is annotated as eukaryotic translation initiation factor 5B. Bases 180 to 3344 code for a protein of 1054 amino acids. The transcript has 16 exons. NCBI's taxonomy places the organism in Eukaryota, Metazoa, Arthropoda, Insecta, Hymenoptera, Apidae. The record is from RefSeq and is a predicted model, not a curated record. Gene Ontology annotation, molecular function: GTPase activity; GTP binding; translation initiation factor activity.
GUUAAAAGGACAGAUAGGGUUUUACAGAUUUCGUAUGAUUUAUUUGUAAUCGCUUUGAAUUCACUUAUAUUUAAAAGUAAAAUUUAAUUUGUGUUUAAUAAGAAUUUUGCCAGUGAAACGGUAAAAAGAACUGUGAAAAAACUGAACGUACAUAAGGAAAUUCUUGAAAGUAGAUCAAGAUGCAGGAAUCUCAGCCGAAGAAAGGCAAGAAAGCCAGAAGAAAGCGUAAUGAUAGUGACGAGGAUAUCGAAAAAGUUUUGGCUGAAUUGGAACUGGAAUAUUCUGGACAGAAAAAAGAAGUCAAAGAUGAACCAGUUGAACCAGCAGUUGAGGUUGAAGAUAAAAAGAAGAAAGGAAAGAAAGAUAAGAAAAAGGAAAAAGGUGAUGUUAUUGAUAUUAAAGAAGAGUUGAAGGCUACUGAACUCCUAGAUGCAAAUGAUAUUGACGAUGACAUGGAAGUUAGUACUGUAAAAACAGCAGCACAGAAGAAGAAAGAAAAGAAGGAAAGGGAGAAGCAAAAGAAACUUGCCCAGAAGAAAGCAGAAAUAGCCAAAAAGACAGAAAAUGAAGAGGAGAAAACAGAAGAAGAGACAAUAGAACAGCAAAGCUCUAAAAAAGAGUCACAGGUAAAGGAAGCAGAAGUUAAAGCACCAGAAGCCAAAGAGGUCAACGAAAUAGAUACCUCUGCACCUGGUGAUGGUGAUGAAGGGAAAAAGAAAAAGAAGAAAGUUGUAAAAGAGGAACCAAAAGAUAAAGGCAAAGGUCCUGGAAAGAAGACUAUUGCUGCAAUGCAAGAAGCCUUAAAGAAAUUAAAAGAAGAAGAGGAGAGAUUACAACGGGAGCAAGAAGAAAGAUUGCGGCAAGAAGAAUUACAAGAACAGGCUCGAUUAGAACAACUAAGGCUCGAACAGGAGCGGAAAGAAAGGAAAAAGCUGAAGGAGAAGCAGAGAAAAGAACGACUAAAGGCAGAAGGCAAAUUAACUACGAAACAGAAACAAGACAGGGCGAGAGCACAGGCUAUGCUUAACGCGCUUAAAGCCCAAGGUGUAGGUUUACCAGAAGUAGGGGAGAAAAAACCCAGAUCAGGAAUUCGGAUAAGACCAAACAAAAUGAAACAGCAAUUAAGCGUCGAUGAAAAAGACAAUGAAAAAGGAGAAGAAGGCGUGACAGAAGGAAAUAGAGUAGAAGUAGAAAUUGUAGACCAACAACAGAAAGAGUCUGAAGAAAAGAAGGACGAUGUGAAAGACUCAUGGGAUGCUGAAAGCAGCGAAGAUGAACAAGACGAAGAUAAAUCAGACGAUGUGCCAAAAACUCCAAAUAUGAAGAGGCAGGAAAGAAUAGUUUCACUUGGAAAAGAAAAGAAAUCGCAAAUUGACGAAUCUAGGAAAGAAUCUUCGGAAAGUGAAUCGGACAGUGAGAGUGGUAGCGAAUCGGAUACAGAGGAAAGCGAAGAGGAUAGUGGAUUAGAAGAUAAAGUAUCAGAUGCAGCGAGAAAGAAGGAACGAGUUAGGGAACGAAUACAACUUCGAAGGAUAGAAGCGGAAAAGAAAAGAUCAUUGGACGAACUUAGAGCUGCCGUAGUGUGUGUUUUAGGUCACGUCGAUACAGGAAAAACGAAAAUCCUCGACAAAUUGAGAAGAACGAAUGUACAGGAUGCUGAAGCAGGGGGUAUAACUCAACAGAUUGGCGCUACAAAUGUGCCUAUCGAUGCCAUUAAAGAAUCAACGAAACACGUGAAAGGAUUUUCUGAGAAAAAUUUCAAAAUUCCUGGACUCUUAAUCAUAGACACACCUGGUCACGAAUCCUUCAGUAAUUUAAGAAACCGAGGAUCCUCUCUUUGUGAUAUAGCGAUAUUAGUAGUAGACAUUAUGCACGGUUUAGAACCACAAACUAUCGAAAGUAUUAACUUGCUGAAAACAAAGAAAUGUCCUUUUAUCGUAGCUUUAAACAAAAUUGACAGAUUAUACGAUUGGCAAACUAUGAAUCGAAAAGAUAUCCAGGACAUUAUAAAAGGCCAAGCUAUGAAUACACAGCGAGAGUUUGAGAAACGUUCGAAGGAUGUUAUCGUUCAAUUCGCUAUACAAGGCCUGAACGCCGCGUUGUUUUACGAAAAUCCAGACCGUAGGAGUUACGUUUCUCUUGUACCAACUAGUGCAAUUACAGGUGAGGGUAUGGGUAACCUGCUGUCAUUAAUAGUCGAUGCCUGUCAAGGUCCUCUAGCUAGAAAACUCAUGUACAGCGAAGAGCUUCAAGCCACCGUUUUAGAAGUGAAAGCAUUACCAGGUCUCGGAACUACAAUAGAUUGUAUUCUAGUCAAUGGUAUGUUGAGAGAAGGUGAUACAAUGAUAGUAGCGGGUACCGAUGGUCCUAUAGUGACUCAGAUACGUUCGUUACUUAUGCCACAACCGUUGAAGGAAUUGAGAGUGAAAAACGCGUAUAUCGAAUACCGUGAAGUGCAAGCCGCGCAAGGAAUAAAAAUUGCUGCAAAAGAUUUGGAAAAAGCUAUUGCAGGAUUGAAUCUUCAAGUGGCCCAAAAACCAGACGAAGUAGAUGUCUUAAAGGAAGAAAUUGCGAAAGAGUUGACUAGUGCCCUUGGAAACAUUCGACUCGCAGAACGCGGUGUUUACGUGCAAGCCUCAACCUUGGGUGCCCUUGAGGCGUUGUUGGACUUCCUCAAAAGCAGCAAGAUCCCGUACGCUGGAAUUCGUAUCGGUCCUGUUGUGAAGAAAGACGUUAUGAAGGCUUCCAUUAUGUUGGAGCACGACAGUCAAUACUCAACGAUACUCGCGUUCGACGUGAAGAUCGAAAGAGACGCUCAGGAAUUGGCUGAUUCUCUCGGAGUUAAGAUCUUCCAGGCGGACAUUAUUUACCAUCUCUUCGACAAGUUCACCGCGUACAGGGAGGAGCUGAAGCAGCGGAAACGGGACGAGAAUAAGCAUAUCGCCGUCUUCCCUUGCAAACUUCGUAUCCUACCCCAGUACAUCUUCAACUCUCGAGAUCCGAUCGUGAUGGGCGUGAUGGUCGAGGCUGGUAUCGUGAAAGAGGGAACGCCGGUUUGCGUGCCCAGCAAAGACUUCGUGGAUCUAGGCAUGGUGACGAGUGUAGAGUACAAUCACAAGCCUGUAGAAUCCGCGAGAAAAGGUCAAGAGGUUUGUGUGAAGAUCGAGCCGGUUCCAGGAGAAGCGCCGAAAAUGUUCGGCCGUCACUUCGACGAGAAGGAUUUCGUCGUUAGUAAGAUAAGCAGACAGAGUAUAGACGCGUGCAAGGAGUACUUCAGGGACGACCUGGUGAAGACCGAUUGGCAGCUGAUGGUCGAGCUGAAGAAACUCUUCCAGAUACUCUAGGAUUUGCUGGAGCUGGCGGAAAUGUUGAAGAUCCAUCGACGGCUCUACCGGCUGACAAGCAACGAAGCGAAUGCUGCGAUCAUAGGGCGCUCGACGGACCACUUUGGAUCAUCGUCGGUGUCGUCUGAUCGUUGUCGAUCGUUUUUUCCAUUUGUAAUAUAUAUGUCGAACUUCUCGAUUUUUCUGCCGUUGUCUUUGAUACACGCAAAACAAUCGUGGCACGCCUCGCUUCAUCCUAUGAUCCCUCGAUAAAUCGCCUUCGAUCGGGUUCUCCUUGUGUUACACACACAUACACACAAAUAGACAUACGCGAUCGCGCACACACGAGAAAAAUCUCCCUUCCUAUGGAAAAUAUAGCCGAAGAAUUGGGCGCAAUCCCCGAGGAAACCGUAGUUGAACGCGGCGUAAACGGUGUUUCUUUCGGUUAGAAGCUUCUAAACGAACGAACUGGAUUUUUUCAGGCGGAUAAACGAUUUAGAAAGAAAAGAAAAUGUGUUUGUCAGGUCCAUCGACAAAUUCGAUAUACGAGAAAUCAAACGUAAUCAUUGUUCCAACGUAGACUACAAAUGAUCACGCUGUAGCAUGGAAGAUUAUUUUUAAUAAUUACGCGAGAACGGUUAGAAAAGUGCCGUUUCCGUAACGAACACGACGAGCAUGAUUCGUCGUUAGAUUCUAUUGGGAAGCUUUUCGCAGUAGGUACUUAACGAAUAUACGGAGAAAAGGAACGAAAGCCGAAACUAAAAUCCACCGAAUAGCUGAAUUGUGUUUAACGUGUACAGGUUGAGUGUGUCGUUUUUAGCAGACCGUGUCUUAGCCAGCCACAGAAGUAACUUCUCGACUGUAAUGGGAUCGAGGUGUCACGGAUAAAGCAACUGGAAGUUCUCGCGGUAGCAGCUUCGAUAACGUGUACCGUACCGGGAAUAUUUUCGAAAUGAAUCGACGUGUACGAGGGAAAAGAGAAAUUGUUACCGAUACGUAUAUUUCGAACCAUCUUCGUACGCGGUGAAUGAAAUUUGAACGAAGAGAGAGAACGAAUACGAAGUAGAAUUAGAAUGUACUACUGUGCUUUCCUAUCUAGGAUGCAAGAGUUCGCUACGUCUCGAAAUCCUAUAACAGACGUUUGGAAGAACCAGAUGGAGGGAUAAAGAGAGGAGGGGCCUUGGAACAAUUCUCUUUACGAUGCGGCGAAGAAUACGCGCGAGAAAUAAGCGUGUAGUGGGUCGGUGAUCGCACUCGACAGCCUUGAGAACCGCAGAACAAGAGGCGAGAAAAAAGGGAAGUCCUCGGCGUUUCCCUAGUUUCCGGCCAUCUUCGAUCCCCCUAAACCCUCCCCCCUUUUGAACGAGAGAGCCGUGGCGUCGACGAGUGAACGAGUUUCGUCCGAUACUACCUCGUGUAUGCGGUUUGCGCGAGGCGAACAAGGCGGUAGCUGUUCGAACGAAAAGGGACUUCCGUCUUCUCUCUUUCUCCUCUUCCCGCGGAUGAUUCGACCGCAACCAUUCCCCCCUUCGUUUUUGCCAUCGAUCUUACGCCACACGCUCCGGUUUUCUUGCGACCGAGCCUCGUCAUUUUUCGGACCUGCUUGCCGCCUAACCUCGUACACCUCUGGCGAAACAGAGAACCGCCAAUUUGAAACGAAACACGUCGACGACUACGUCUUCUAAUUUCAUCCCGUUUCGUAGAAUUCUGGUACAAUUUGAACAUUUUUUUUUGUUUCGAGCGAAAGAAAGAAGUGCAAUCUUUGAACGACGUUGUUAAAUUCGUAAUCUCUGAUUUUGUAGAGAGAGAGAGA